GCUCUAUUCACUCAAAUGAAAAAUCAGCACGCGAAACGAACAAUUUAAUCUCAUAAUUGACUUGAUUCUUUUCUACUCUCUUUAGUAGUUUUCUGUUUCCAAAAAGAGAGAUAGAAUGUAUCAUAUGCGUUCUUCGUUCAUCGUUCUACUCAUUGCCUCGAGUAUCUUGAGUCUUGUCAGUGCAGUGAAGUUCGAAUUACCAGCUGUUACGAAAGAACAUGCAAGUCAAGGUGUGAAGUGUUUAUCACAAUACGUAGCGAAAGAUACUCUGGUGCUCGCCACAGUGAAUGUCGGUCAGGGCUAUAACCAACGCGUGGAACUUGAGAUUUUUGAUGGUACUGAAGCCCGUAAUGUGUAUACCAAAAAGAGCAACAUCAAUGGUGAGAUUCGUAAUGCUUUCAAUACAAUCGACGAAGGCGAAGUGAUGGUUUGUUUCACCAACAUUCUUGAUGAAGGUUUUCAGGAAGGAGAUAGUUACAAGCGCACCGUUGAAUUAGAGUUUAGCGUUGGUGCUGAGGCUACUGACUUCAAAAAGAUAGCAAGUGCUGAGAAGCUUGACCCUCUCGAACUCGAGCUUCGUAAAUUAGAAACAGUUGUGAAAGAAAUUGUCGAUGAGAUGAAUUACUUAAAGCGUCGUGAAGCUAGAAUGAGAGAUACCAACGGUAAGAGAAAAAGUAUUUGUUAGGGGACCAAUCGUCAACAGAUAAUCUUUAAUGCUUAAACUUUCCCUGUCAUUUAUCGAUAGAAUCCACCAACGAACGUGUUAAAUGGUUCAGUAUUCUUUCAUUAUUCACACUCUUCUCCCUCGGCACAUGGCAAAUUUUGUAUUUGCGCCG
Messenger RNA from Mycotypha africana, 836 nucleotides. Its product is annotated as emp24/gp25L/p24 family/GOLD-domain-containing protein. The record is from RefSeq and is a predicted model, not a curated record. The transcript is spliced from 3 exons. Gene Ontology annotation, cellular component: Golgi apparatus; endoplasmic reticulum-Golgi intermediate compartment; endoplasmic reticulum. Lineage: Eukaryota; Fungi; Mucoromycota; Mucoromycetes; Mucorales; Mycotyphaceae. Gene Ontology annotation, biological process: endoplasmic reticulum to Golgi vesicle-mediated transport; intracellular protein transport; Golgi organization. The coding region runs from base 116 to 685 and encodes 189 amino acids.